AUGGUUGGAGCAGCGAUUAUUGUAGCAUAUUAUGCUGCAUGGUCAAUUUAUUCUCGAUCAUAUUUUAUUAGUGAUAUUCCAGGAGAUAAAAUUACUCAUAUUAAUUAUGCUUUUGCUAAUAUUGAUUCCGAUGGACGAAUUAUUUUAGGUGAUUCAUGGGCUGAUGUUGAAAAAGCUUAUUUAGGUGAUACAUGGGAACAAUCAUUACGUGGAAAUUUUAAUCAAUUACUUAAACUUAAACAAAAAUAUCCACAUAUUCGAACAUCAAUAUCUAUUGGUGGAUGGACAUGGUCUGGUAAAUUCUCUGAUAUAGCUGUAAACAUUGAAAAUCGUAAUAAAUUUGCUCAAUCAUGUGUUGAAUUUAUUCGAAAGUAUGGCUUCGAUGGAGUUGAUAUCGAUUGGGAAUAUCCUGUAUCUGGUGGUCUACCAGGAAAUAUUCAACGACCGGAAGAUAAACAAAAUUAUGUGUUAUUACUGAAAGAACUUCGACAACAGUUAGAUGAAGCUGGUGCAGUUGAUGAAAAAACUUAUCUUUUGACUAUUGCAGCAGGAUCAAGUCCUGAACGUAUUGCUGAUAUGGAUUUACCUAAUAUGUCGACUUAUCUUGAUUGGAUUAAUGUCAUGACAUAUGAUUUUCAUGGUGGUUGGGAAGCAAAAACUGGUCAUAAUGCUCCAUUGUUCAAAAAUAAUGCUGAAACAACAACAGAUGUUCCUCCAUCAUUUAUUAAAUCAAAAUAUAAUUGUCAUGAAGCUAUUCAAGAUUAUCUCGCAGCUGGAAUACCUCGUUCGAAAUUAGUUAUGGGUCUAGGAUUAUAUGGACGUGGUUGGCAAGGAGUAAAUAGUACAAAUCUAAAUGGAUUUUCACAACCUGCUUCUACUGAAUUACCAACUGGUACAUGGGAAAAUGGAGUUUUUGAUUAUGAUCAUUUAAAAAAAAGUUAUAUACCAACAUAUAUACGUCAUUGGGAUAAUGAAUCUAAAGUACCUUUUCUUUACAAUUCAAUAACAGGUAUAUGGAUUAGUUAUGAUGAUCGUCAAUCAAUUCGAAUAAAAAGUGAUUAUAUAAAACGUGAAAAAUUAGCUGGUGCCAUGUUUUGGGAAUUAAGUACUAAUCGUAAUUAUGAAUUAAUUCAUGUUACAUUCAAAACAUUAAAUAAUGAUAUGCCAGCAUUAUCAGAAUCAAAUCCACCUAUUGAAUCAAUUUCUUCUACGAUUGAAGCUGAUUCAAUUAAUUCAACUUCUAUUGUCUCAAUAACAUCAACAGAAGAACUCAAUAGUAAUAAUAAUUCUGUUUGGGAAAUACACAAAGACUACAAAGUUGACGAUCAAGUUACAUUUGAAAAUCAAACCUAUCAAUGUAUUAUAGCACACAAAUCAUCAUCACAUUGGACACCAUUUACUAUUACUGCACUCUGGCAACCCGUUUGA
This is a messenger RNA of Rotaria sordida, 1428 nucleotides long. NCBI's taxonomy places the organism in Eukaryota, Metazoa, Rotifera, Eurotatoria, Philodinida, Philodinidae. The record is from the annotation of a GenBank genome assembly.